Messenger RNA from Syngnathus typhle (broad-nosed pipefish), 926 nucleotides. RefSeq names its product basic transcription factor 3 (gene btf3). The record is from RefSeq and is a predicted model, not a curated record. Lineage: Eukaryota; Metazoa; Chordata; Actinopteri; Syngnathiformes; Syngnathidae. The coding region runs from base 82 to 573 and encodes 163 amino acids. The transcript has 6 exons. Gene Ontology annotation, cellular component: cytosol; nascent polypeptide-associated complex.
GGCAGUUCUGCCUGACGUCACUUCCGUCUUCCUAUUUGGCGUCCAUCUUGCUCCCCGCGCGUGUCUGCUCUUAGCUUACAGAUGAAAGAAACGAUCAUGAAUCAGGAGAAAUUAGCGAAGCUGCAGGCGCAGGUCCGCAUUGGAGGAAAGGGCAGCGCCCGGCGAAAGAAGAAGGUGGUGCACAGGACAGCCACGGCGGACGACAAGAAGCUGCAGUUUUCCCUGAAGAAGCUCGGCGUCAACAAUAUCUCCGGUAUCGAGGAGGUGAACAUGUUCACCAAUCAGGGCACGGUGAUCCACUUCAACAAUCCCAAAGUGCAGGCGUCGUUGGCCGCCAACACCUUCACCGUCACGGGCCACGCCGAGACCAAGCAGCUCACAGAGAUGCUGCCCGGAAUACUCAACCAGCUUGGCGCCGACAGCCUCACCAGCCUUAGGAGGCUCGCUGAGGCCCUGCCCAAGCAAGCCACAGACGGCAAAGUCCCCAUCGCCACAGUCGAAGAAGAAGACGACGACGAAGUGCCAGAUCUGGUGGAGAACUUUGAUGAGGCAUCCAAGGAUGAAGCAAACUAGAGGACCAAGUCGGGGACCUUAAGACUGGACAGAGGGGGAGGGUGCCCAAAUCUGCGUGCUUUUUAGUUCCCCCCCCCUGCUCAGUCCUGCCCAAUGAUUGAAUGUAAAAUAUUUUCCCUCCGCGUUACUGAAUCUUGUUCAUAUGUGGCCUCGUUUAACAACAAAAAAUAGCCAUGUCUGCAAUCGAAAAAAGUGUAGCUACUGUCAAUCAACAAAUGCAACUUUUCAUUUUUAGCGACUCGCGUGAGGGUGCGGCGAAGAUAAACAUUUUUAGACUUCAUUCCGUUUGUCGUUGCGAUGAUGUACUUUGGAGCAAAAGAUGAGUUUGAGGAGAAUAAAAACAUGGGAGUAGA